This is a messenger RNA of Kockovaella imperatae, 2086 nucleotides long. RefSeq lists its product as hypothetical. The transcript has 6 exons. Bases 265 to 2040 code for a protein of 591 amino acids. The record is from RefSeq and is a predicted model, not a curated record. NCBI's taxonomy places the organism in Eukaryota, Fungi, Basidiomycota, Tremellomycetes, Tremellales, Cuniculitremaceae.
CAGUCUGCACCCGCUGUGUUGCAUGAUCACCCGUUCCAUCGGAGAAUGCCGGCAUCCUAUUUUCAGUCGGUUAGGAGCCGAGAGCGACUCAUCACCCAUCCGACCUUUGUCUCGCGUGUUGACUUGCACGUCGAUUGACACAGUCGAGCAUCAUCAGUGCGCUUGGUUCGAGUCGAUCGCAGUCCUUGAGAGAGGAGAUCCAGGAGUAUACCCUAUCGCUGCUGCGAGAUCGGAUCGAAGAAUUGUGCUUGGCGAGACACAGAGAUGCGUCCAGUCAUCCUUCUUGCCACUACGAUCAUCUUCGUCUCCAACAAGGCUUACGCAUCGCUCGAUCGACCCGACAUUGAAAGGCAGGACGUGAAAUCUGGCGUGCUGGCACCUGAUGGAAACUCUCUCCGAUUCUCCCCUCGAGACGAGCGCGAGACCACCUACUCAUCCUCCCCUUCUGACUCCAAGUCGACGAUCGAGCAGAUUUGGAGAGAAGAACCGUCUCUAUCGAGAUCGCAGGGAUGGCUCAAUCGAUGGUUGGCAAUUGGUGGAGAGGGAUCUGUCGUUAUACAGCUCGCCGGAACCCAGGACAAUGUCUCACUCCCCCAUAGACCAUCAGCAUUCCCAUCGCAGCUCUUCCCACCCUUCACUCUGCCCAUCUCAGGUACACUCAAACCAUUCACGUCGUUCCUCGAGACUUCUGCCGAAUCUGAUCAGACUCCACACGCCAAGCAACAAGAUCGUGGCACUCGCUCACCAUCUCCCAUCCAAGGCUGUGUAGCUCAGCCGCUAGGACACGAUCGGCCUUCGUAUGCCGAUGAUAUCGCCCUGAUAGAACGUGGUGGAUGUGAUUUCGCUCGCAAAGUCAGAGCGGCCCAAGUGAGAGGAGCAUCAGGAGUCAUUGUAGGUGAUGGACCUGCUAGGGAAGGUGAAACGGAUCAAGAGGGAAGAUUGAGAGAGAAUCUCAUCACAAUGUUCUCGCCAGAGGACACAUACGACAUUUAUAUCCCUUCCGUGUUCGUAUCGCGCGCCUCUUACCUCUUCUUGAUGGAUAUCUUUCAAAAUCAGACCUCUCAUGGCUUCUCUAAGGGAAUACGCGUCGAGAUCAGUGAAGGCGCCGAUGAAGGGGGGGCCCUUAGUAGUCUCCUGAGCUUCGCUUUGCUUAUGCCGAGUUUGUUCCUCCUGGCCACCAUUGCGAUACACCGAAUCCGAGUGGCGAGACAACGCGAGGCUGAACGUGCUCCGCCCAUGGUCGUUCUCUCUCUCCCUGAGCGUAUUUGGACUCCCGAUAUAAUCUGGGAGAAGGAUAGCGAUACCGAAUCGACACUGUCCUCUCCAUCCACUCCUACUCCUCAGAAGAGCUCUUCUCGACGUCCAUUUCAACAUAGUCAAGCUUCUUCAAGGUCCAUCAAUGCCGCAAUCGUCCCUCCUCCACCACCCAUCUCCUCCAGUGAAGUGGUUCCGGCUCCGCCCGAAGCGAUCGAUAUGAUUACCUCCUCUCGACCUAAACGAGCACACAUAUCCCCUAGUGCCAUGGCCGGCUCUGGUUCUGGGUUUGGUACAGGAACGACACGAACGAAAGCGCGGACGAAGAGUGGCGUCUCGGCUAAGAAGUAUUUCUCAAAGGACGAAUGUGCGAUUUGCAUGGACUCGUUCCAGCGUGGAGAAAUCGUCAGGAUUUUGCCAUGCGGGCACGUAUUCCACAAGGACGAAUGCGAUGAGUGGUUGAUGAAGUGGAGAAAAUUGUGCCCGACGUGCCGCGCGGACGUUACUGUUCCUCCUGGUGGAUCUAUGGAUGGAACGACCAUGACUCCCGUGGCGCUCCAAGAUACAGACGGGAGCGCGGCAGCGGCCGCAUCUAAUCAUCCGAUAGCAUCACAGACGCUCCGUGAGCGGGUAUCUCAUGCGCUCGCUCGCACUCGACGGUCGAUAUUCCGACGUAAUAAUGUACGCUUAGACGAUGAAGAAGGUGGUAGAGGAGCAGGCGCAAGUGCAAGUGCAAGCGAACGUACACCACUCGUUCGUCGAUCUGCUGAGAACUCAUCGGAUUGAUUGAUCCUUGAAAAGGCGCUUGGGCAUGCUCCUCCAUACGCCAUCU